Messenger RNA from Python bivittatus (Burmese python), 1786 nucleotides. The record is from RefSeq and is a predicted model, not a curated record. NCBI's taxonomy places the organism in Eukaryota, Metazoa, Chordata, Lepidosauria, Squamata, Pythonidae.
GCCUUACAGCUUCAACCUGGUAACAGGAACUGCCUUGUUGCUCGUUCAAAAUGCUACUUGAGACUUGGAGAUACAGAAAAUGCCCUGAAGGAUGCAGAAGCCUCUCUGGCUACUGACAAAGAAUUUACUAAGGGACUGUAUCAAAAAGCAGAAGCCUUGUACACCAUGGGCGAUUUUGAAUUUGCUUUGGUCUUCUAUCAUCGGGGGCACAAGCUCCGCCCUGAGUUGCAGAAAUUCAGGCUAGGCAUUCAGAAGUCCAAGGAAGCAAUUGAAAAUUCAGUUGGAAGCCCAUCUUCCGUGAAACUGGAGAAUAGAGCGGACCUCUACUUUCUGAGUCGCCAGGCAGAGAGUAAAAGAGCAAAACAGAAGCUCCACAUCAAAAAGGAUGCAAAGUACCAAAGUAAACAACAGGCACCUGUGAGGAAUGAGAAGAUGGAACGGCAGCUCCUGGGAGAGCUCUAUGUUGACAAGGCUUUUCUGGAAAAGCUGCUCAAGGAUGAAGAGUUGAUCAAAAGUGUUACCAAGCAGGGAGUAACUGUUGGAGACCUACUCCAGGAAGGUCUUUCCUACCUGGACACUCGCACAGAUUUCUGGCAGCAGCAGAAACCUAUUUAUGCCCGAAUCAGAGAUCGCAAGCUUAUGUUGAAAAGAUGGGCCCGAGAUCAAAAGAGGAAGCCCUCUGAGGUGGCAAGAUACAUACUAAAGAGCAUGGAGGACAUUGAUAUGCUGCUGACCAGUGGCUGCCCUGAAAGAAGUUGCCAGAAAGCUGAGCAUGUACUGAAAAAAAUCCAGGGCUGGUCUGAUGAUGAGAUCCCCAACAGGAGUGAGCUGGUUGGAAAUCUUUACAGUUGCAUUGGAAAUGCUCAUAUUGAGAUGGGGAACAUGAUGGCAGCUUUGCAGAGCCACCGGCUGGAUCUAGAUAUUGCAAAAGAAAACAACCUGACUGAUGCCAUCUCCAGAGCCCUUGACAACAUUGGUCGGGUGUAUGCCCGUAUGGGCAGCUUUCAGGAAGCCAUUGACACCUGGGAGGAGAAGAUUCCUCUUGUGAAGAGUAACUUGGAGAAAACUUGGUUAUUCCAUGAAAUUGGCAGAUGCUACCUAGAACUCAACAAAGCAGCUGAGGCUCGAGACUAUGGUGAAAAGUCCUUGCAGUGUGCAGAGGAAGAGGGAGACAUUGAGUGGCAGCUUAACGGUGGUGUGUUGGUGGCACAAGCACAAGUGAAACUGGAGGACUUUCAGUCUGCAGUCACAUACUUUGAAAAGGCUCUAGAGAAGGCAAAACGUGUCCAUAAUGAUGCAGCUCAGCAGGCAAUUAUCAUUGCUCUGGAUGAAGCCAACAAAGGGUUCAUCAAAGAGUUGAAAGAAGAACAGAGACUUGAGAGGAUGCAUGAAUUGAAAGAAUUAGAAGAUGAAGAAGAGGAGGAAGAAGAAGAGUUGGAGGAAGAAGAGCCCAAAAGAGAUGCAGAUGAUAUACAAGAAAAGAAGGAAGCUGAGAAAACUGGGUCUGAAGGAAUGAAAGAGGUGGUAAACCAAGAGGGAGAAGAGGUGCUUUCAUCUGAGAAUGGGGAGAUGCAACAGAUGGAGGGAAGAGAAGAUCAAGAAGAAACUGAGAAGAAAGGAGAGACACAGGAAGAAUCUGGGAAAGAAUCUCAGGAAAAAGAGGAAUCUGACCCAGAAAAACUGAGUGAGGAAACUGAAGGAUAAGACUGGUGAAAGUUGCUCUCAGGGGCUCUUGGUUUGUAAUCCAGGAACUGUUUUUUGUGGUAAUCCAUUCUGCCUCACAAUA